Messenger RNA from Guillardia theta CCMP2712, 1143 nucleotides. RefSeq lists its product as hypothetical. The record is from RefSeq and is a predicted model, not a curated record. NCBI's taxonomy places the organism in Eukaryota, Cryptophyceae, Pyrenomonadales, Geminigeraceae. Bases 1 to 1143 code for a protein of 380 amino acids. The transcript has 8 exons. Gene Ontology annotation, molecular function: protein binding.
AUGUCCGGGCGAGCUGGAGGGAAGGAGGGAGGAAAAGGAAAGGGAGCGACAGCAAAGGCAGGGAGGAAGUUGGACAAAGACAGUGAAGUAAAGAAGGGAACGAUGAAAGAGGUCAACAGUCGCACCGCCAAGGUUGAGAACCCAACGGCUUCGAAGGAGGUCGAGAGGUACAAGAAACCCUCAAUGGCGCCGACGAAGAAUGCAGCGACCUCCAAGGCCAAAGGAGGGGAGAACAAACCAGAAGUAUGGGAGAACGCAGCAGAAGCUCAACACGUAGAGGAACAGCAGGCGAUUGUGGAGUCUGCUCCCGCUGAUUCUGAGGUCGCUUGCACGAAGACAAGGAGGAUGGGACGAGACCUCUUGAUGGAGGAGGAGACAGAAGUGUCGCCCACCAGGAUCACCAUCAAACUGAUCGCGCUGAGGUGCAUCGGUGAAGAUAGGAUCGCAGCGAUGAAGCCGGACGAGCUUGCUGAGGCGGUGCUGAAGCUGACUCACAUCAGACUAGAAGCAGAAAACAUCGCCCAGAUCGAGAACCUGGAGGCCCUGGGCAGGGUGACCCACCUCUACCUGCAGGAGAAUCGGAUAACCAAGAUCGAGCACCUCGAAAGUCUGCAUCACCUCCAGCUGCUGUCCCUUGCCUCAAAUGACAUCAUGGACAUCGAGAACCUAACAUGCCUGCGGAGCCUGAAGGCUCUUGACAUCGGUUACAACCUCUUGGACGAAGUUCCACCCGGAGAGCUUCCCAGCAGUCUGCUGUUCCUGACAACAGAUGGAAAUCCUCUGCGAAAGAUGGACGACGGCGCAUGGGGUCGGGUCUACAAGUCCCUACCAAACUUGAGACAGCAUGACUGCAAGGAUGUUGUCGUCGAUGAGGACACAGACGAAGGCGACGGCGAGAGUGCGGAGGAGGAGGAGGAGGAGGAGGAAGUCGGCGCAGGUGCUGACGGCGGCUCACCGUCGGCAGCUGCAGGGCGCGCUUCAAUGCGAGAUUUUGACCAUUUCGACCGAGACUUCGUGGCCCAAAUCAAAGACUUCGAGUACCAGCGCAUUCAGCAAGCACAAAUGUUCUUCGAAAUGUCGAUGGAGGGGCUGCGUGAGCGACGUCGGAGGAUGAUGGAGGUAAAAGUGUCGGGUGCACUUUAG